AUGACAGUGAAUGGUAUUGAUAUCAACAUGGAGAUUGAUACGGGAGCAUCGUUCUCGGUGAUUAAUGAGAAAACAUUGCAAGAAAUUAGUCGCGGUAAAGGAAAUCUCGACUUAAAACAAACUGAAAUUUCCUUACGUACCUACACUGGUGAGAAAAUAUCUCCGAAGGGAAUUACUGAAGUGGUGGUCGAAUACAAUAACCAAGUUAGUCGGUUACCCUUAUUGGUGCUGAAAGGCAAUGGUCCUAAUUUGAUUGGUCGAAAUUGGCUUGAAAACAUUUGCUUAAAUUGGACAAGCAUCAAACGACUAGCCAAGCCUAACUUAGAAGAGGUUUUAAACAAGUACGACGACUUGUUUACAGACGAAUUAGGCAAAUUGAAUGGCGUGACUGCCAAGAUUUACGUCGACCCGUCAACGAAACCGAUUUUUUGUAAAGCUCGGUCGGUACCAUACACGAUGAAACCUAAGAUUGAAAAGGAACUCGAAAGGCUCGAAAGACAAGGAACAAUUGAAACCGUACAGUAUUCAGAUUGGGCAACGCCAGUGGUACCAAUCAUGAAACCUGACGGAAGUGUUCGAUUGUGUGGGGACUACAAAAGGACUGUGAACAAAGUUUCCCGUUUGGAUGCCUACCCUUUACCUAAGAUCGAAGAAGUUCACAAUAAACUGGCAGGAGGGAAAACAUUCACUGAGCUCGAUUUAAGCCACGCUUACGAACAGAUGGUCCUGGACGACGCCUCGAAGGACGUGGUAACGAUAAACACGCAUCGUGGUUUGUACCGGUACAACCGUCUGCCAUAUGGUGUAUCAUCUGCGCCUGGAAUUUUCCAAAGAACGAUGGAAAGUUUACUCAACGGAAUUCCAUACACUGGCAUCCUCUUGAUAACAUUUUGA
Molecule: messenger RNA, 894 nt
Organism: Paramuricea clavata
Lineage: Eukaryota; Metazoa; Cnidaria; Anthozoa; Malacalcyonacea; Plexauridae
Source: the annotation of a GenBank genome assembly